AUGGAGGAAAUCGGGAUUGACACGAAAAUGGAGGAGUCGACGAUCGAGUCGCAAGCGAUUGAGAAGCAGGCGUUGCUCGCUUCCUUGCCUAUAGGCGAUGAUGAGCUGUAUAGCACGUGGAAGAAGCUGGAGGCGCACAAGGAGUUCCUACAUCUGCAAGAGGAGUACAUCCGUGAUGAGACGCUCAAUCUCCGAAGGGAGCUUCUUCGGGCCCAGGAAGAAGUGAAGCGGAUCCAGGCCGUACCGCUCGUCAUUGGCCAAUUCCUCGAGGCGGUAGAUGAGAAGCGAGGUAUCGUUGGAAGCACCACAGGCUCUACCUAUGUCGUCCGAAUCCUUUCCACCCUGGAUCGAGAACUCCUCAAGCCCUCUUCCUCCGUCGCGCUCCACCGACACUCGAACGCCCUGGUUGAUAUCCUCCCGCCAGAGGCUGACUCGUCUAUUUCCAUGCUGGGCGCAGACGAACGGCCGGACGUCAAGUAUUCGGAUGUGGGUGGACUGGAUGCGCAGAAGCAGGAAAUUAGGGAGGCGGUGGAGUUGCCGCUUGUCCAGAUGGAUCUGUACAGGAAGAUCGGUAUUGACCCGCCUCGAGGUGUCCUGCUCUACGGUCCUCCAGGAACUGGCAAGACCAUGCUGGUCAAGGCUGUCGCCAACGCCACAUCCGCUUCCUUCAUCCGAGUCGUCGGUUCAGAGUUCGUACAGAAGUACCUCGGAGAAGGACCCCGUAUGGUCCGAGAUGUCUUCCGACUGGCUCGCGAGAACUCUCCCUGUAUCAUUUUCAUAGAUGAAGUCGACGCGAUCGCAACGAAGCGAUUCGAUGCCCAGACGGGGUCGGAUCGGGAGGUGCAGCGUAUUCUCCUGGAAUUGUUGAACCAGAUGGAUGGGUUUGACCAGCAGACGACCGUCAAGGUCAUCAUGGCGACGAACAGACAAGACACGCUCGACCCCGCUCUCCUUCGUCCGGGUCGUCUAGACCGAAAGAUCGAAUUCCCCUUGCCGUCCCGGAGAGAAAGGCGGUUGAUCUUCCAGACUGUGACGGGGAAAAUGAAUCUGGGCCCUGACGUGGACCUCGAGGAUUACAUCUCCCGACCGGAUCGAUUGAGUUCCGCCGAGAUAGCCUCGAUCUGCCAGGGUGCUGGUCUCCAGGCUGUGCGGAAGAACCGAUACGUCAUCCUGCCUAUCGACUUUGAGGAAUCCUGGAAGAGCGUUGUCAAGCGCGGAGACGACACGCAUGCCUUCUGUAAGCUGCUCUGA
Messenger RNA from Dioszegia hungarica, 1251 nucleotides. Its product is annotated as putative endopeptidase. The transcript has 11 exons. Bases 1 to 1251 code for a protein of 416 amino acids. Gene Ontology annotation, cellular component: proteasome regulatory particle, base subcomplex. The record is from RefSeq and is a predicted model, not a curated record. Gene Ontology annotation, molecular function: proteasome-activating activity; ATP binding; ATP hydrolysis activity. Gene Ontology annotation, biological process: proteasome-mediated ubiquitin-dependent protein catabolic process. Lineage: Eukaryota; Fungi; Basidiomycota; Tremellomycetes; Tremellales; Bulleribasidiaceae.